Molecule: messenger RNA, 333 nt
Organism: Cylicocyclus nassatus
Lineage: Eukaryota; Metazoa; Nematoda; Chromadorea; Rhabditida; Strongylidae
Source: the annotation of a GenBank genome assembly
AUGGCUCCUCGAGGUGUAGAACAAAAGGAAACGCUAUGUCAACGAUCCCUCCCAGUCAUUGCUGAUAUUGGAUUCUGCAAGGUGCCAUCUCACAGAAGACGUCCGAGAGCUUUUCAAGGAGCAGUCAAAGAUCGCGGUCAUUCCAGGCGGAAUGACCAAAUAUCUACAGCCUCUCGACGUCGGCAUCAGCAAGCCCUUCAAAGACAAUCUGAGGGCGGGAUGGGAGCGAUGGAUGGCCGAUUCAGCACGAGACACAACAGGCGGCGCCAGGAAAAGGAUGACCUACGGCGAAGUAGCAGCACUAGUCUACGAGAGUUUCAAUGCGAUUACUGA